This is a messenger RNA of Clupea harengus (Atlantic herring), 2597 nucleotides long. It is a transcript of the gene rbm46, whose product is annotated as RNA binding motif protein 46. Lineage: Eukaryota; Metazoa; Chordata; Actinopteri; Clupeiformes; Clupeidae. Gene Ontology annotation, molecular function: RNA binding. The record is from RefSeq and is a predicted model, not a curated record.
UUAUAUAUUGCUUUUGCUAUCUAGCUCGUAGUGGCUUUGUGCUGUAGCUAAACUGUCAAGUGUUCAGUUGGAGACAUAUUAGUUAGAACCGAACGAUAGGAAGGUUUAGGAUACAUUUUGUCAGUUGACCAACUAAGCUGUCAUUGUGCAGUUAUGGCAAUAGCGCUUAUGCCUUUGGUUAGUACACCAUUUUAGCGAACAUAAAGGAGGAGUAAAAGCGACGUAUGUUACAUUAGUUUUUACAUUGUUAUACAUUUAAAUUAAUUGAGUUACCAUUCAUAGUACACUGUCGUGUGGGAAAGGCUCAUGUUUACUAAUUGAGCUUUUUUAGAGCCAGAAUUAAAUUGGCUGGCAAGCUAGCUAUGCAAUCUAUGCAGACUAAACUAAGUUCCCGCCGAAGCCCCUUGAUGAAAUCAAGGCAGCCAAAAGUUGCCUAGAAUCCAGUUUGAACGAGAGCAUCACCUGUUUGUGCACAGUUCAUAGUUUGAAAAUUAAUUUUACAGUUAUUGUAUACCCCAAGAGUCAGUGAAACAAUGUCCGAUUGUUAUGCAGUAAAAUUGUUGAACCAAGCACAACUAACCGUAUAGAAUGUUUCAGCAUGUUUUGAUUCACAUCACAAACACUUGCUAGCUAGCCUAAUGGUAUGUAACGUAGCCUAACAUUGGCUAGAGCAGAUAUCUAUGUUUACCUAUAGAAUAUAUAUGUAUCAACAUGAAUGGAAUCCAUGUUAUGACCCUGGGGCCAAAGGUUAGACCUGCCCUCUAGUUAAUGUUUUACAUGUCUAAAUAUGAAUUGAUUCCUCUGUUGAAAUUACUUAUAAAGGGGACACUAAAAUGUUCCCAGACCCCAUACACCUAGACUUGGUAUUUGUUAUUGAGUCUGCACUAAGUCACUAAGGCAAAUGUACAUUCACAGCCAAUAAAUAAGAAGCCAUGGAUGAGAAUGGAAAUAUGACCAGAGAAGACAGCCGACUUGAAAGCCCAAAUGAAGCGGCACUGUUAGCUCUGCUGGAGAAGACCGGCUACAGUAUGGUCCAAGAGAAUGGCCAAAGGAAGUUCGGUGGUCCACCUCCAGGUUGGGAAGGCCCUCCUCCUCCUCGGGGCUGCGAAGUUUUUGUGGGCAAGAUCCCACGGGACAUGUACGAGGACGAGCUGGUGCCCGUGUUCGAGCGUGCUGGCCGCAUCUAUGAGUUCCGCCUGAUGAUGGAGUUCAGCGGCGAGAACCGCGGCUACGCCUUCGUCAUGUACACGACCCGCGAGGCAGCCCAGCGUGCCAUCCAGAUGCUGGACAACCACGAGAUACGGCCUGGCAAGUUCAUCGGCGUGUGCGUGAGCCUGGACAACUGCCGCCUGUUCAUCGGCUCUAUCCCCAAGGACAAGCGCAAGGAGGAGAUCCAGGAGGAGAUGAUGAAGGUGACCGAGGGAGUUGUGGACGUGAUCGUUUACCCCAGCGCCACUGAUAAGACGAAGAACCGCGGCUUCGCCUUUGUGGAGUACGAGUCUCACAAGGCUGCGGCCAUGGCUCGCAGGAAACUCAUUCCAGGCACGUUCCAGCUGUGGGGCCACACCAUCCAGGUGGACUGGGCGGAGCCAGAGCGUGACGUGGACGAGGAGACGAUGCAGCGCGUGCGGGUGCUCUACGUGCGCAACCUGAUGCUGCACACCACCGAGGAGACGCUGCGCGCCGAGUUCUCGCGCCUCAAGCCCGGCUCGGUGGAGCGCGUCAAGAAGCUCACCGACUACGCCUUCGUGCACUUCCACUCGCGCGAGGACGCCGUCGCCGCCAUGCACGCCUCCAACAGCGCCCUGGUCGACGGCUCGCCCAUCGAGGUCACCCUCGCCAAGCCCGUCAGCAAGGACGGCAGUCGACGCUUCAACGGCCGCGGGGGUAUGCUCGCCGGCAUGCCCAUGGGCGGCCCUUAUGGCGACGCCGGUGGCUUCGUCUUCCAGGGCAAGCCGGAUGACCUCACUGGCAUGGCGGCGGUAACCACGAGCAUGGGAGGGCUCAAGCUGUUCACCAACGGUGGUGGCAUCGGCAGUGGGGGCAACUCGGGGCGUCCUCUCAGCCUGCCGCCGCGGCUGGGCAGCCCGUGCGGGCUGGACGUGGAGCGCUGCGUGUUCCCCUUCCACCCCGGCUCCAGCCUGGUGCCCGUGGGGCUUCAGGCGCUCAAGCCUGGCCAGCUCAGCUCGGCCGUCAGCCUGCUGGAGUACCACUGCCUGAAGAACGGCUGGGCGCCGCCCGAGUACUACCUCUACUCUACGGUGGCCCAGGAGGGCAAGAUGCUGCUGAUCUACAAGGUGGUGCUCAGCAGCACGCGCAGCAGCUUCAUGCCCGACAAAGUGUGCACCGUGCUGGAGGAUGCCAAGGAGCUGGCUGCGCAGCACGCGCUCUGGAGCCUGGAUUGCUCCUUCCUGGGCCAGGGCUCUCCUGGCAGCCUGUCUCCCCCGGCCCCUUCCUCCUCCCCCGGGCUGCUCACCUUCGGCUGCCGCCCCGUCCCCUACCCCAGCUACCCCCUGGCCCCCCUGUCCCCGCCCCUGUCCCUCAGCAGCGCUCCAGGCCAGAGGAUCUACCUGCCCAGCCAGACACCCUACUACUGA